Molecule: messenger RNA, 452 nt
Organism: Prorocentrum cordatum
Lineage: Eukaryota; Dinophyceae; Prorocentrales; Prorocentraceae
Source: the annotation of a GenBank genome assembly
GCCACCGCGGUCCGGGCUUGGGAGGCGGCCCACGCGCAUCCGUCGGUGUUCGGCAGCGCUGGGCGAGGCGCGCAGCGCGCGGCUUGGGCGGCGGCCUUCGCUGCCGAGGCCGCGGCGGCCUCGGCACGCCGCCAUGUCGCGCCCUUGCUUGACCUCGCGAAGUCGUUCGAGCGGAUCCCGCGCCACCUCGUUGCCGCGGCCGCCGCGCGGUUAGAAUUCGACCUGGGCGCAUUCUCGCGCUUGCUCGUCGCUGCUCGCGGCAUCGCGGCUGGUUCGGGGUUCGCCGCGGUCGAGCUCCAGAUGUCGUUGCGCGAGUCCAUGCGCAUUGCCACGCUCCGCUGGCUUUUCCUGCGGCCGCUCCUGUACGUAGACGACUCGACCAUUGCCGCAUCCGGCUUUUCUGGGGAGGCCCUCGCAGCAGCGUCUCGUGGCACGGAGUUCUUCGUCGACGU